Molecule: messenger RNA, 1989 nt
Organism: Cicer arietinum (chickpea)
Lineage: Eukaryota; Viridiplantae; Streptophyta; Magnoliopsida; Fabales; Fabaceae
Product: sulfoquinovosyl transferase SQD2
Biological process (GO): sulfolipid biosynthetic process; glycolipid biosynthetic process
Cellular component (GO): chloroplast envelope
Molecular function (GO): UDP-sulfoquinovose:DAG sulfoquinovosyltransferase activity
Source: RefSeq, a predicted model, not a curated record
AUAGAUUAAGUUAAAAUUUAAAGAGUUAAUAAUAUUAAUUAAUCUCCUUAUAAAAGUAUAUUAUACUCUCUACAUUUUUUGCUUCCAUCAUGAACUCAUCUCUCUAUAUAUAUUCCUCUCUCUCUCCUCCUUUUCUCUCACCUUCUUCUUCUUCUUCUUCUUCUUCAAACCCUCUUAAUAAUUCUAUUAGAUUUGGAACUUUUAGAGAACAACCCAUUACACCCUUUUGUAAAAAAGUUCAAAUUUUGAGUUCAGAAAGGUUAAAUAGUGUGAAAAGAAGAAAAAGUUUUGUGCUUGAAGCUUCCACAAAAAUGACUAUUGAUGAUGAUAGUUUGUUGAAUUCUAGAGAUGAAGAAGAGUGUCCUCCUGAUUCUGUUCUAUAUGACACUGAAAAUAAUUCUAGACCUCGAAGAAUUGCUCUAUUUGUUGAACCUUCUCCUUUUUCAUAUGUCUCUGGAUACAAGAAUCGGUUUCAGAAUUUCAUCAAGUACCUUCGAGAAAUGGGAGAUGAGGUCAUGGUUGUGACAACACAUGAAGGAGUACCUAAGGAAUUUUAUGGAGCACAUUUAAUUGGAUCCAAGAGCUUCCCUUUUCCUUGGUAUCAGAAGGUACCCUUAUCAUUGGCACUUAGUCCAAGAAUUAUUUCAGCAGUUGCUCAGUUUAAGCCUGACAUUAUACAUGCAUCAUCACCUGGCAUAAUGGUAUUUGGUGCUCUUAUCAUUGCAAAGCUUCUGUCUGUUCCUAUUGUCAUGUCCUAUCAUACCCAUGUACCAGUAUACAUUCCAAGAUACACAUUUAGCUGGCUGGUGCAACCAAUGUGGUUGGUUUUAAAGUUUCUGCAUAGAGCAGCUGAUCUAACUCUAGUGCCAUCAGCUGCCAUUGGAAGGGAUCUUGAAGAAGCUAGAGUAACCACAGCGAACAAGAUUCGUCUUUGGAACAAGGGUGUUGAUUCUGAAAGUUUUAACCCUCGAUACAAGUCCCAUGAAAUGCGAUUGAGACUGAGCAAUGGUGAACCGGAGAAGCCGUUGAUUGUUCAUGUCGGGCGGUUUGGAGUUGAGAAGAGUUUAGAUUUUCUCAAAAGUGUCAUGGAUAGGAUUCCUGAAGCACGAAUCGCUUUUAUUGGAGAUGGACCCUACAGGGAGGAGCUAGAGAAAAUGUUUGAAGGUAUGCCUGCAGUAUUCACCGGAAUGUUAGGAGGCGAAGAACUAUCUCAAGCGUAUGCAAGUGGCGAUGUCUUUGUUAUGCCGUCAGAGUCCGAGACACUAGGUCAAGUUGUUUUGGAGGCCAUGUCUUCAGGGAUUCCUGUCGUGGGGGCACGUGCAGGUGGAAUCCCAGACAUAAUCCCUGAAGACCAAGAUGGCAAAAUUGGCUAUCUCUACACUCCGCGCGAUCUCGAAGACUGCUUGAGCAAACUAAUUCCUCUACUGCACGACAAAGAGUUGAGAGAAACAAUGGGGAAAACCGCACGUUUAGAGAUGGAGAAAUAUGAUUGGAGGGCAGCCACUAGAACGAUCCGCAACGAAAAUUACAAUGCUGCGAUUUGGUUUUGGCGUAAGAAAAAAGCUCAAGUUUUGUUACCGUUCCAAUGGCUAGCGAAACGCAUUUUCCCAUCGCCGGAAGUCGUUUAGGUAAUGGAAGAUGCAGCUUCUAAACUUUGGGAUGGUUCAUUGCUUGAUUGCUUAGGCUUCAAGGAAGAAGCCUUGUAUUAAUUAGACAAAUUUGUGAUGGGUUGAAUGUAAUGCAUUCAUUUGCUAUAUAAAAUGGAUCAAAAAUUGUGGUAGCUUGUGCCAUAUUUUGUACCAUUAUAAAUAUUUUUUUGGUACAGUACUAUUAUGAUUAUAAUGUAGAUUAAAGAUGACUGUCAGUUCAUAGUUCAUAUGUUAUGUAAUAUCAAGAAACAUUGUCAAGUAGUAAUUUGAGAAUCCACUCAGGUAUUUGGACCACAAAUAUGCAACAAAAAAUUAUAUGAAUGUACAAAACAUUGUCUCA